Schistocerca gregaria is the source of this 903-nucleotide messenger RNA. RefSeq lists its product as uncharacterized. The coding region runs from base 183 to 605 and encodes 140 amino acids. The transcript is spliced from 5 exons. Lineage: Eukaryota; Metazoa; Arthropoda; Insecta; Orthoptera; Acrididae. The record is from RefSeq and is a predicted model, not a curated record.
AAAACACUUUUUAUUAAUGUCCAGCAUACAAAUCAGUUUUCACUGUCGACUGUGUUAGAGCGACGAGAGGCGCACAGUCGCUGAAGAAAGGCCUCUCUAAGUUCUGAAGAGGUUAAGCCCUGUUGGCCUUGGUUUUGGGGCCGCUUUCGUCAGCGCAUCCACGUCUCCUAUACAAGACCACGAUGCCUCGAGAUGCGUUUGUAAGUGGCUGUACAACGACACACCAAGUGGGCAGUGGUGCGGGGGACGGAGUAACCCCUACUUCUGUUGCGGAGACCUAUCCCCGUUCACCACCGUAUUCGUAUGAGGCAGACAAGGAAUCGAAAAAACCGCGCUAUAUUGUGUUUGGUUGUCCCCCGGUACCAUUUAAUUGCAGGGAGCCAGGACCACAGAGUGCUGCAGAGAUGAAGAAGAUGAGGUACGGCUGUCCACCAGUGCCCUUCAAAGACAGGUCACGGGAGCAACGUUCCGAAUGGAAUUCGUUGAUGGACAGCUUGUUUCCAUCGGGAGCAGCUCACACUACGGCUUCGCCACAGAUGGAAAGCGAAAAGCCAAAAUUGUGGGGCUGUCCACCCGCACCCAUGUGCAAGAACUACCGGCAUUAAUUUUAACACCUUUUAUCAGGUUUUUAGGCGUGCAUUUCCGAUUAUAGUGAUCUACUGUCACUGGUAAAUGGCUAAAUCGUAUACUGUAACCGGAGUACUAAAUCAUUUUGUCCUUUAUUUUUUAUUUAUUUGCUUUUGCAAUGAAUUUUGUUCAGUAACACUGUAAUGUCUCACUCCGCCCAGGCUCUGUUUUAAUACCUAUGGCCCUUUUAUUGUCAUACAUAUAUUAAUAUUUACAUUUUAAUGCCAGAUAUAUUAUUACUUUCAAGACAGCGUAAUAAAAGAACUAUAUGUGAUA